Synchiropus splendidus (mandarinfish) is the source of this 3200-nucleotide messenger RNA. RefSeq names its product cytoplasmic phosphatidylinositol transfer protein 1-like. The record is from RefSeq and is a predicted model, not a curated record. Gene Ontology annotation, molecular function: phosphatidylinositol transfer activity; phosphatidylinositol binding. The transcript is spliced from 9 exons. The coding region runs from base 255 to 1346 and encodes 363 amino acids. Gene Ontology annotation, biological process: phospholipid transport. Gene Ontology annotation, cellular component: cytoplasm. Lineage: Eukaryota; Metazoa; Chordata; Actinopteri; Syngnathiformes; Callionymidae.
CGAUGACUUAAGCUUGAUUCACGCUGUCAUAGGAGGGGACGAAUCUAAGCGGAGCACAGUUCGCGUCCAAGGUAGCUUAUCCGAGAAACUCUGAGGGAUUUGAUGACACAACUCCGUGGGUGUUAACUGGUUAUUCGGCCGGACGAGCCUUCCACCACAUGCGCUGACACGACCCGACUUUGUCCACUCAUCCCGGCGGAGGACUCGGUGGUUACUCGGCGGGUUCGAGACGUCGUGGUAGCACACACGGGAAGAUGUUGCUGAAGGAGUACAGGAUAUGCAUGCCGCUGACUGUGGAGGAGUACCGGAUCGGGCAGCUGUACAUGAUCAGCAAGCACAGUCAUGAGCAGAGCGACCGUGGAGAAGGAGUGGAGGUGAUCUCGAAUGAACCCUACACUGACCCAACGCACGGCCCGGGGCAGUUCACUGAGAAACGAGUCUUUCUCAACAGUAAAUUACCCAGCUGGGCUCAAGCAGUGGUACCUAAGAUCUUCUAUGUAACGGAGAAGGCCUGGAACUAUUACCCUUACACCAUCACAGUAAUUGUUUUGCUUUAUUUUUUUUACAUGGUCGCUCUCAUCGCAACCUCUCCUGAAGAGUACACAUGCUCAUUCCUGCCCAAGUUCUCCAUCCACAUAGUGACAAAAUAUGAAGACAACAAUGGAUGCAACGACAACAUCUUCGGAACCGAGCUGAAGGAUCAGGAGAGGGAGGUGUGUUUCGUUGACAUUGCUUACGAUGAGAUACCAGAGCGUUACUAUAAAGAGUCAGAGGACCUGAGGCACUUCAAGUCUGAGAAGACGUCUCGGGGAAACCUGCAGGAUGGAUGGCGGGAAACCCAAAACCCCAUUAUGUGCUCAUACAAGCUGGUCACGGUCAAGUUUGAGGUCUGGGGUCUGCAGACGCGUGUGGAGCAGUUUGUGCACAAGGUGAUCCGGGAUGUGCUGCUGCUAGGACACAGGCAGGCCUUUGCCUGGGUGGACGAGUGGAUCGACAUGACAAUGGACGAGGUGAGAGAUUUUGAACGCACGAUCCAGGAGGCCACCAACCAGAAGAUUGGUGUGUUUCCUCCGUCCAUCUCCAUCAGUGAUUCCCUGCCGUCCACCUGCGCCCUCACGGGCCCCGCCAGCGCCCCCUCCACACCCUUGUGCAUCGACGCUCCAGAGUCCCUCAACGUCCCCAAGGACCGACCUCGCAAAAAGUCGGCUCCGGAAACCUUAACCCUUCCUGACCCGGUCCAGAACAGUGAAGCUUUGGACUGCGACGCGGACCAGCUGACUGAUUCUCACGCUGUACAAUCUUCCACCUUCAAUUCCUCCAACCCUGACCUGGUGGGAGGAGAGUAGUGGCUCUUCCAAACACUUCUCUUUUUUUUUUUUUUUUUUCUAUCCUCCUUCCCCUUCAAUUGCACACAGAUGUCAAUUUGCGGUCACAUUUCCUUCCUCAGUUUAAAAACCAACCCUGUCAACUUCCUCUUUUUUUCCUUUCGUGCUUGUUGGUUUUCAAGCGAAGAUAACACGCCCCUUCUUUUGUAGAACCUGUGUGUGAGAUUUUGUUCCCGGGAAUAACAAGAUGAAGCAAGUCAUUGAACAAACAAGCUCCAUCAUUCUUGUCCAUGUUGCGCUCAACCCGCCAGUCACACUCUGAAACACGAAUGAACAACGCUCUUGUUUAGACCGACUUAUCGCAGCUUCCCAGGAACGUUAGACAGAAUUCCCCAUUAGCUUUCUACCUCGUCCUGGCUAGUCAGGUUUCGGCUUGCAAGACAAGAGAAACCGCGAGGAACGUGCUCAGAGCACCAAGUCUUGAAUACAGUUCUAUGCUUAGACUAUCAUUUGCAUCUAUGAAUGAAAUAUACGCGCCACAUCUUUGACCUGGUGAGUUUAUUUGAACAUGAGCAGACAGGUUUGUGACACAAAUAAGUACAAUCACAACAAAAUCCUCAGGUCACAGACGUCUGACGACAUCAGCAUUUUUUUUUUCCUUUUAUAUUUUGUCAUCAUACAGAAGAACGUUUUACAAUAUCAUCCGGGAAUGUUUACUCUUCCAAGAACCUUAAUAAACGCCUCGCAGGCGGUCGAUGGAGUCUUAGCAUGACAACUAACUGGUGGUUGAAAAGAAGAAAAAAAAAUCCACUGUUGCCUGAUACCAAUGCUGGACAUCAUCUGAAGUUUAGGAAGCUUUUAUCACACCUGGAAUUCAGAGAAGGACGUCUAUUGCUUGAACCUCAUUCAUCCAGUGGUGUGUUCCAUCUGCUGCAUGGACAUAAUGUGAAAGUAAUAUAUAUCUGAUGGACGCCUGGGUGCGUUUAGUUUCCUGGAUUCUUCUAGAAGCUCAUGUCAGUGUAAGCAUGCUCUGCAUUAUUGUUCCUUUCAGCUCAGUGCCUCUGCAUGCUUCCUUCGUCGAUAUUUACGGAACGUCCUCUCCUCAUGCAGAUGCUGACCAAUAGCUUGAGUUUAUAUAUAUAUAUAUAUUUAUAUAUAUAUAUCCGCGACACCACACUUUUCAGGGUUAAUAAACUUCAGGAAAUGACCUUUUAAAACCCUUGUUCGACCUCUGAAAUGCACUUUUUUGACACCUCUUCUGACAAUGAAGGAAUGUGUUGUAUGAACGAGUGAAUGACAAUUUUAUGAAUAAUCGGACCCAAAAUAGCUUAGUGUUCUCGCCAUGAAACAUGAACAUUCUGUACAGUUUCUCACCUGCGUUUGUUGGAGUACUAACUGUAGCUUUGACAGUUGAGAAUUGACAUGUCUAAGUCUGUACCAUACUGGUCUGCUCUGUUUAAAAGAGUAUUAUCUUAGCUAUUGUACAUAAAGUGUUGUCAUUGACUGAUAUGAUUCUAAAAUAUUUUAGUUGGAGUGUCAAAUCAUUAGAAGGCCUUUGGUGGAAUAGAAGUUGUCUGGACGUGGUGGUGCACUUUUGACGUGCCAAGUCAGUAUGUGUAUGUUCUCUUAAGUGGGGUGGCUUUUUGGGCUUGUUCUCGCCACGUAAACUUGGAUAAGCUGUUUUUUUUUUUUGUAGCGAACUUGUUGAGCUGCCUGUUGCUUUAGUGUGUUAUUUCUUUGUAAUGAAGGACCAAUCCUUGCAUUCCGACAGUAAUCUCACUUCCCACAUUCUAAAUGUCUUUCUUUGCUAUGCUAUACUUUUGAUUGAAUUUCUUUUGUUUACUUUCUGAAUUGGAUAAAAUAAAUUUUGCUACA